Messenger RNA from Austrofundulus limnaeus, 2478 nucleotides. Its product is annotated as stathmin-4. NCBI's taxonomy places the organism in Eukaryota, Metazoa, Chordata, Actinopteri, Cyprinodontiformes, Rivulidae. Gene Ontology annotation, biological process: neuron projection development; regulation of microtubule polymerization or depolymerization; microtubule depolymerization. The coding region runs from base 574 to 1074 and encodes 166 amino acids. Gene Ontology annotation, molecular function: tubulin binding. The record is from RefSeq and is a predicted model, not a curated record. The transcript is spliced from 8 exons. Gene Ontology annotation, cellular component: neuron projection; cytoplasm.
CAGACACACAGUGGGACCCCUGCCCCAGGUUCUGCUGCUACAUCAGCUUCAGAAACAGCAUUUCUGAGCAUUCUGAAGGGAUUCCCAGCAUCAUGGAUCAGAACCAGGGGUCACAGGAGGCAGGUUACACCCUGGGCGGGUCGCAAGAUCAUCACCUUUAUAAACAAGACAAACCAUCAUUUACACUUUCAUUUAAAGGAAGGACCAGUUACUGCCUACGCAGAGCACCCAGAGAAAUCACAGUGUGAAGAGCUCCAAACAGAAAGGCUCUGAGUGGGAAGAGAACCGACAACCUUCUACUUUUGGUUCAGAAAUCUUUGGGUUUUUCUGAUAAAAGGAUUUCUCCUCCACCUCCACCUCCUUCUCCUCCUCAUCCUCCCUCAGCCUCUGUGAACCAAUCACAGCUCUGUAUCCGUGCUGGCCAAUCAGAGCCCUGCCGAGUGAUGUCAUGCAGCAGCUGCUGCGUGGUUCUGGUUCUGCUGAGCUGCAGAUCUUCAGAGAACGAAGACCAGAGUGGCUGCAGGCACCUGAUCCUACCUCAGCAGCAGAUCUUUGAAGGAGACCAGCACCAAAAUGACUCUGACAGCCUACAGAGAGAAACUCAGAGAGCUCCCACUGGUGUCCCUCUUCUGUUCCUGCAUCCUUCCUGAACCAAGAGAACCAAGAGAACCCAGAGCCGACAAGAAGGAAGGCAUUGUGGACCUGAACCUGUGCAACAUCCGAGACAUGGAGGUGAUUGAGUUGAGCAAACGAGCGAGUGGCCAGGCCUUCGAGGUCAUCCUGAAGCCCCCGACCUUCGAUGGCGGCCCGGAGUUGAGGGCCACCACGCCACCUCGCCAGAAACCAUCACUGGAGGAAAUCCAGAAGAAACUCGAUGCUGCUCAGGAGAGGAGGAAGUGUCUGGAGGCGGAGCUGCUGAAGCACCUGGCUGAGAGGAGGGAACACGAGCGAGAAGUCGCCCAGAAAGCUUUGACCAAAGAAUAUCAGGAGUAUCGCGUGAAUGCCCACCAUGAGCUGCGGCACCUGAACGCCUCACAAGAAGAAGAGGACAAACACAUUGUGGAGGUGUCCUGAUGGCCUGAUCACAACACAAGCUGAAGUUUUCCCCAAAGCCUUUUUUGACGGCUGCUUACCUGAUUGACAAGUCAGGGAGACGCUCUGACACAGUCUGACAGAAAGAAACGGAGAGAAGAAGAAGAAGAGAAAGAACUGGAUCGUGUGAGCUUCUCCACAGAAACAGAACUAUUUUAAACAAACGACGAGAAACGAGCUGCGGGUUCGUGCAGCUCGAAACGGACCGCAGAGGUUUUACUCUGCUUCCUACUGCGUGUGUGUGUGAUUGUGUUGACUGAAACAACCCAAACCUGCAGAACCCAACGCGACUCAAAACCAAACCACAACAUGAUGCCUGCGAAACUGAAACUGAGAGUCUGAGUUCCAGCGCCACCUGCUGGACACUUUGAACCUGUGGUUGUGAAGUCGAGUCUGUGGAAAGUAAAGUGAUCUGAGAUCAAUUAAAGUUAGACAAAGAUAAUCAGCUGUUCUUGCUGAGGUUAGUGCUGCUGUGACCAACAAGUCCGAGAACAACUAGCAAACCACAAAGAGCACGGUUCUGUGAGCUGGUACAACCCAGGAAGUCAGGUCCUCAAGGUCCAGAUAAAUCUGAAACCACGUGUCAAAAACAACUGAAGCUGAGUAAAACACAAAACAGAUCAGAGACAAAAGCACGUCCUAAAAGCGACAGCAGGCUCUUUCUGCUGGAGCUUUGAGUCCUCCUGGUUGCCUCGGUCUGACCUGAACAGAUCCAGGCAGCCAGGAGGGUCGAAGCCAACCCACGAACCCAAACUGUUCUCAUGAAGACAGGUUACACAACAAACUGAUGAUGCUGCACAAAGCCUUUGCAUUUCAUUAAAAACUUUGAGUUAAUUCAUCAAAACUUGGUUGGAUUUAUGAAUGAAAGAUGGACUGGUCUUUGGAGCUGUUUUGCAAAACUCUUUUGUAAAAAAAAAACAGCUUAAAAACACAGAGUGCCGCAGUCCACAGUGGCUGUUACGGUUCUUAGAGCAACGAGAGCUAAACCGUUAGCAGCUACGCUCCGCAGCAUGGGCGCAGGGCACCGUCCAACUUUAACAUUUGUUACAAAAUGACUAAAUUAUACCGAUUUUAAUGAUUUAGCUUGAAAACUCAUGAAAAAGUGAGACGCUCCUCACUGCACUGUGUUUCUGUGAUGUAACAAGGAUUGAUGCGAAACUUGAGUCAAAUGAUCCAAACUGCAUGUUUCAUCCCAACCAGGUGUAAAAACCAGUACAGAAACUGGACAGACUGAACUCCCAGUCUGAUGGAGACCAGCUUGGGUUUUUCAUCCUGUUUUUGUUGGAAAUGAUCAGAGUUAAAAUCAAACAAGAAAUGCUCCGAUAUUCACUGCUUUUGUAAAAACACUGAACUGAAUGAAUGAUUAAAGUGUUUUUUUAUAACAAA